Molecule: messenger RNA, 288 nt
Organism: Knipowitschia caucasica
Lineage: Eukaryota; Metazoa; Chordata; Actinopteri; Gobiiformes; Gobiidae
Source: the annotation of a GenBank genome assembly
AUGAGUCCAAACAGAGAAACUCAGACGCUGCUGUUGUUUGCAUCAGUUCUUUCCUCGUCUGAAGCUCGCUUUGCACUUUUUUGGGUCUGUGUUUGUGGAAGUAGCUCUGCGUUCCCACUUUCCCACAUCCCUCCUUCCUGCAGACGACCUCCUGCUGAGACCUUCUCCUUCUACAAAGACACCUCUCGUCGUUUGGAUCGACCCAAACCGACUGUGAGUGACGGCAGCACACCCGCCUUCGACUUCCUCUGGGCCCUGGCCUACAUUAUGUUUAACAGCCACGAGUAA